AUGGGUGGUGAUUUAAAUUUAAAGAAAUCAUGGAAUCCUGCUUUGAUGAAAAAUCAGCAAAAAGUGUGGGAAAAAGAACAAGAAAAACUUAAAGAAUUAAAAUUAAUUAAACAAAAAAAUCAGGAAUUUGAAAAAGAAAAAGAAUAUUUAGAUUUAUUAAAAUUACAAUAUGGUGAUGAAUUUGAUAGAUCAAAGUUAAGUAAAGAUGAAAAAUUAAAAAUAUCUAAAUUGAAUUGGAUGUAUAAUGAUUUACCUUUUGAACCAACUGAAGAAAUAAAAGAUGAAGAAUCAAAUGGUUUUAUACAAUCAAAUCAAGAAUUUGUUGAAGGUAAAACAAAAGUUGAAAAUUUAUUAAACGGUAGUAGAAGUUUUAAAAGAGAAGCUGAAAAAUCAAAUGAUAGAAUUAAUAAGAUUAUAAAUAGUGGAACUAAAAAGUUAAAUAAUGAUUAUUCAGAUGAUCCAUUAUUAAAAAUUAUGCAACAACAAAAGAACAAAUCAAAAACAAAAACAAAAUCAGAAUCAGAAUCAAAAUCAAAAUCAAAAUCAAAAUCUAAUCAAAGUAAAGUGAAUAAACCGAGACAUAGACAUAAGAAAUAA
Molecule: messenger RNA, 597 nt
Organism: Insectozyma verbasci
Lineage: Eukaryota; Fungi; Ascomycota; Pichiomycetes; Serinales; Debaryomycetaceae
Source: the annotation of a GenBank genome assembly